Perognathus longimembris pacificus (Pacific pocket mouse) is the source of this 3433-nucleotide messenger RNA. RefSeq names its product mahogunin ring finger 1 (gene Mgrn1). The record is from RefSeq and is a predicted model, not a curated record. The transcript is spliced from 18 exons. Lineage: Eukaryota; Metazoa; Chordata; Mammalia; Rodentia; Heteromyidae. The coding region runs from base 144 to 1805 and encodes 553 amino acids. Gene Ontology annotation, molecular function: ubiquitin protein ligase activity. Gene Ontology annotation, biological process: endosome to lysosome transport; negative regulation of G protein-coupled receptor signaling pathway; protein ubiquitination. Gene Ontology annotation, cellular component: plasma membrane; early endosome; nucleus.
CCGCCGGGGCAGUGGACGCGCGUCCGAGCGGCCUGGUCAGGGCGAUGUCGCUCUGAGGAGGUCGCGGCCGCCGUCUCCUUGCUCCCGCUCCCGGCUCCCGGCUCCCCCACUCCGCUCCGGUUCGGCGGGCAGUGCCGUGCGCCAUGGGUUCCAUCCUGAGCCGCCGCAUUGCGGGGGUGGAAGACAUCGACAUCCAGGCGAACUCGGCCUAUCGCUACCCCCCGAAGUCCGGAAACUACUUUGCUUCACACUUUUUUAUGGGAGGUGAGAAAUUUGACACCCCCCACCCUGAAGGUUACCUCUUUGGAGAGAACAUGGAUUUGAACUUCCUGGGCAGCCGCCCUGUCCAGUUUCCCUACGUUACCCCUGCCCCCCACGAGCCAGUGAAGACACUGAGGAGCCUGGUGAACAUCCGCAAAGACUCUCUUCGGCUUGUGAGGUAUAAAGACGAUGCUGACAGUCCCACCGAGGAUGGUGAGAAGCCCCGGGUGCUGUACAGCCUGGAGUUCACUUUCGACGCUGAUGCGCGCGUGGCCAUCACCAUCUACUGCCAGGCAGUGGAGGAGUUCCUGAAUGGCACAGCAGUGUACAGCCCCAAGAGUCCUGCUCUGCAGUCGGAGACAGUGCACUACAAGAGAGGUGUUAGCCAGCAGUUCUCCCUGCCAUCCUUCAAGAUUGACUUCUCUGAGUGGAAAGAUGAUGAGCUGAACUUUGACCUGGACCGGGGCGUGUUUCCGGUGGUCAUCCAGGCUGUGGUGGACGAGGGAGAUGUUGUGGAAGUGACGGGCCACGCUCAUGUACUCUUGGCUGCCUUUGAAAAGCACAUGGAUGGAAGCUUCUCUGUGAAGCCUUUAAAGCAGAAGCAGAUUGUGGACCGGGUCAGCUACCUGCUGCAGGAGAUCUACGGCAUCGAGAACAAGAACAAUCAGGAAACCAAGCCCUCGGACGAUGAGAACAGUGACAACAGCAACGAGUGUGUGGUGUGCCUGUCAGACCUGAGGGACACGCUGAUCCUGCCCUGCCGCCACCUGUGCCUGUGCACCUCUUGUGCUGACACGCUGCGGUACCAGGCCAACAACUGCCCUAUCUGCCGUCUGCCAUUCCGGGCCCUCCUGCAGAUCCGGGCUGUGCGGAAGAAGCCAGGGGCCCUGUCCCCCAUCUCCUUCAGCCCCGUUCUGGCCCAGAGUGUGGACCAUGAUGAGCACUCUUGUCCUUUUAAAAAAUCAAAGUCGCACCCCGCCUCACUGGCCAGCAAGAAACCUAAAAGGGAAACAAGUGCCGACAGUGUCCCGCCCGGCUACGAGCCCAUCUCCCUGCUUGAAGCACUUAAUGGCCUGAGGGCGGUCUCUCCAGCCAUCCCUUCGGCUCCCCUUUAUGAGGAAAUCACAUACUCUGGUGUCUCAGACGGUCUGUCCCAGGCCAGCUGCCCCCUGGCUGGGCUUGACCGAAUCCUGGAAAGCAGCCACCAGAAGGGCAAGCCGAGGAGCAAGUCUCCAGACAGCACCCUGAGGUCCCCAUCAUCUCCCACCCGUGAGGAGGAGGAGAAGCUCUCGGAGACCUCAGAUGCUCCUGUCCCUUCGGGUGUCUUGGAGCCAGCGCUGCGGGAGAGCAGCUCCCCUGAGAGCUUCAGAACAGAAGAAGUUGAGGAGGCAUCGUUAAAGCAAGGGAGCCGCGUGCCCUCCAUCGAGGACGUCCUGCAGGAUGGCAGUCCCCAGAACCAUGGCUGUGGCCCAGCUGGCCCUCCUGCUGACAUCUACCUACCAGCUCUGGGGUCCGAGUCCUGCUCUGUUGGUAUAGAGGAGUGAGCGGGAUGGUCCACCUCCAUGGAGACACCCCACGGCCUCGGCACCACCGGCCCUCCCUGGCCUCCACGCGGUGGCUCCAGUCCAGAGCCUGGGCCCACUGAGCUCACCCCACUGUGAGCCCAGCCCAGCUGACAGCAUGGAGCCCUCAGCCCCCCGGACCUUGCUGAGGGGCUUCCCUGAACCCCAGCACGAUCCUGGCCUCUCCUGUCUGUGCACCUCAUGUGACUACCAGACUGCGAGGGGCCACCGUGACCCUGGAUCAAAGAGCACAGUGGACUGCCCCCUCUGCACCCCCUUUUUCUAUGGUCGAUCUAUUUGUAAUGGUACAAAUGAAGGACAGCAGCUUUCUACCCGGGCUCUCGGGGCCUCCCACAGAGGCCAGGUUGAUGCUCCAAGAGCUCAGCAAACCAGCAGAAGAGACGGUACUGAAGGGUUAAGUGCUGUCUGUAGACAUUCGGGAAGCCUUUGGGAAGCCUGGCUUGUAGUCAAUGAAGGAACCGUGUCUGUCCGAGCUGUGUGUGCGUCCUCACAGCUGCCUGGCUGUCGCCAGUUUCAUCCUUUGGUGGCCUUGCUGGCAUUGGGAGGCCCCACCUGCCCUGCCCUGCCCUGCCGCCCCCUCCCCUGACCCUUGGGCACCUAGCACCUGCCCUGGUUGCCCUGCUUGCCUGGGCAGCACCAUGCAGCCUGAAGAGGGGGCAGUGCCACACCACACUGGUAGUGGGUGGUAUUGAGAGCCUGGGCCCCAUGCGCUGCAUAAAUAAGGUCCUGACCUUAUCUCAGCUGUCCCCCAUGGUCAAGGCAUUUCUGCUUACUUGGUGGCACUCCUGGGGAGGGACCUCCCCCCCCCUCCCAUUGCCAACUAAUGCCCCCUUGCCUUUCUCACUGAUGGAUUCCACCCGAGGAGGAGGGUUCUGGUAUGAUGCUUGCACCUGUGCGUAUUGCCAUUGCCAGUACUGGGGCUUGUAUUCAUGGCCUGGUGCUCUUGCUCAUGCUUGUUAACAGCUGGUGCUUUGCCACUUGAGCCAUGCUUCCAGCCUGGCUCUUUGCUGGUGAAUUGGGAAAUGGAGUCUCAAGGAUAUUUCUGCCUGGGCUGGCUUUGAACUUUGACCUUCCAGGUAGCUAGGAUUACAGGCAUCAGUCAUAGGUGCCCAGCAGUGAUGCAUGCUUUAAGGUGACUUUUCAGUAGAAAGGCAAAGGUAGCAUCUGGCACUAGUGCCCAUGCAGAACUUAGAACUUCCCCAGCCCAUCCUGGAGCCAGUGCUGGGAGUGGCGUGGCCUGCAGAGGGAGCGGAGCUUGCCUUGAUGCUUAGGGCAUCUGGAGCCUGGCUUUGUCCCGUGAGAUGCUUGAAAGGAGAUGCAGCUAGUGGCCUACUUGAUCUCUGAACAGAACAGUGUCUACACGCCCAGCUGCCUGCUACACACAUGCGCGUUUACACACGUGUAUACACGCGUACACACGAGCAUGUGCGUGCAUGCUCAUUCCCUGCUUGGUACUGGUGCCAGUACUUUGAAGGAUGGGAUGCAGACUAGCCUAUCUCGGACUUACACGUGCUAUCAUUUGUUGUACUCUGGCUAGUUUUUGGUUCGUUUUUACUGUAUAUUUAUAGUAAUAAAACCAUGCAGCAGUA